Molecule: messenger RNA, 3207 nt
Organism: Gekko japonicus
Lineage: Eukaryota; Metazoa; Chordata; Lepidosauria; Squamata; Gekkonidae
Product: RNA exonuclease 1 homolog
Exons: 16
Coding region: 1-3207 (1068 amino acids)
Cellular component (GO): nucleus
Molecular function (GO): exonuclease activity; nucleic acid binding
Source: RefSeq, a predicted model, not a curated record
AUGUUGCGCCCCGCCGGUUAUUUCAGGCACUUCUCCUGCCCCUUUGACACCCGCGGGUGCCAGCGGCCUUACUGCCAGUACAGGCACAAGUCCGGGCGGCGGGUGCAUCCGUUCCAUCCCCAGCAGCGGCAGCCCUUGAGCGGUUCCCCUUCGCUGGCAGGGCUGGGUAAAAAUAUCCAAGAACUAGAAAGGAUCAACAAAGCAAUUCAGUCAGUUAAGACUGAAGUUGAAGAAGGACAAAAGGAGUUGUUGUGCUAUAACUUGGGGCAAGAUGACUUCAGAAAUACUUUGACUCCUGCAAUAGAUGACCCUGAAGGAAACAGGUGUUUUUCUGAUGAAGGCCAUCUUAGUAGUACUCUUACAAAAGACAAUGUUAAUGUCAUUUCAACCUUGAAGGACUCUUACAAAUCCAGUAAAUAUACUCUUGAUCGUAGCCGUCCAGCUACUGAUCUUGAAUAUGACCCGUUACUUAAUUAUUCUUCCGGUUUGCUUAGGUCUUCCUUUAAGGAAGAGGAUAAAAAUGACAGGCAGCAAGUAAAAAUAUUCUCUGGUGGAAAUUUGCAAGGAUCAACAAUAAAAGCUCCAUGUGAAAAUAGAUACAGAUUUCCAAGGAAAAGAUCAAGAAGCUCUUCACCAAUAAAACUUGAAAUAAAACUCCAGGAAACAGAUGAUGAUGUGCUUGUAAUAGAUGCUCCACUGGUCAAUGUGUCAAAGAAACCAAGAAUAAUUAAAUCCUGUAAAAAAUGGAAAAAGGUAGAAAAUGAAUUGAGUUUUGGAAGUAAAGCAGAAGCUCUGAAAAGCUCUGAGAAAUCAAAGUCUUCAUAUUGUAUAGAGGGAAGGAAGCUAGAAGAUAUCACAGUUGCUCUAGAUAAUGAUAGAAAAAAUAAUAAAAAAGAAACUGGAAUAAAAUAUGCAACAAAUGAAAACUUUUACUUUCCAAAUGUUGUACAUGUGACCACUUCAAAUGAAGAAAGUAAUCCUGAUGAUCAGAGAGAACAUCAUAUUAUGGAGAAAAUUAACAUAUUGUCUCAGUCUCAGAUGAAGGGUGAGCUUAAGAAAGAAACUCUGAAACAGAAUUCUGUGAACAUCUCCAUUAAAACAAGUAAUAUGAAAGAGCAGAUGAACAACUGCAAGACUUUGCUGAAUAAAGCCCAGACUAAAACUUAUUCUAAAGACCGUUCACAGGCUGGAGUUAUAGACAUUUCCAAAAAAUCAUCAGAUCAUUUAGGGACACUUCAGAGCCUGCAGCGGUAUGAAAAAAGUAAAGUACAGAACAAUGCACAGAGCAGUCCUGUGAAUCUGGAUGGGAAAAUUCAUUUUUAUGAAAGCCCUGAUAAAAAGCACAAUGAUAAAAGUGUGUAUGCAAAUAUCAAAGAAGAUGAAAUAAUUGUACUAGACUCUUCAGGAGAAGAUGAUUCUGAAGAAGAUACAGAACUUUCUGAUGAUACCAUGGAAGAAUGUCAAAAAAUUUUCAAUGAGUUUGUUGAAUGUGAAGUACAGAAGGAAGAAAUAGCAAAGCAGGCACUUGCAGCACAACCAGAAGCAGAUUCUGAUUCAAAGGCAAGUCUGCUUCCUGGACAGAAAAGAAGAAUUGCACACACUGCAAAAUUUGAUGUUAGUACCACCAAAGAAAUAAUUGUACCUUUUAAGGCACGACUUCCUCAACAGCCUUACCAUUCCAGGAUCCUACAAGCACAACAACAGGCAGUACAAAUAACAGCUGCUGUUAAAAGUGGUCAAGCUUUUGUUGCUGCAGCUUGUGGCUCAAGGAAAAGUGCACCAGUAAUACCAACUACUCAGAUUCAAAACAUGGAACCCAUGGUUCAUUUAAAUGUAUUUGAAGUCCAGCCAGUUUCAAGCAGCAGCAGUCACAUGAAGGUACUACUUCCUGGAAGUGCAUUGACAGCAAUGCCAUGUAGGCUUUCCAGUAAUUCCAUCGGAAGGACUGCUUCCAUACCAAGUAAGGUAUCAAGUCGGAAAAGACCUUCUGUUGUUCCAGAACUUGGAUCUAAAGUACCACAUGACAUAAGACAGCGAUAUGUCAAUUUUUUUGUGGAAGGAUUCUUAAAAGUUUGUACAACAGUAAAUGAAGCUUUUGACAAGGCAUUGGCAGAAGAAAAGGCAAUAUAUGACCGCUGUAGUGGUAAAAAUAUAUACUUGAACAUAGCUGUGAACACACUUAAAAAACUGAGGAAUCACAGCAGUGUGUCAUCAGAUGGUAAGUCAUAUUUUGUGGGAAGGGGGAAAUUUGAAAGCACUACUGCUGGCUUUAGAAAACAAGAAGAAAAAAAUGAUUUUACAGGAAUUGCUCUCUAUAGACUUCUAAAAGAUUAUGCUCUCACUGAGGAACAGCUGAAGGAAAAUGGCUACCCAGAACCAAAUCCUGAGAAACCUGGUAGUGCUAUAUUAUGCUCUGGGCGUGUUAAACCAGCUGUAUAUGACUCUUCCAGAAGAGUAUGCUGUAGGUGUGGAAAAACAUAUAGCGUAAAUUCGUCAGGAAAGCAUGUCCGGAAAGAAGAAUGCAACUACCAUUCUGGUAGAAUAUUGAGGCAUAAAGUUCCUGGUGGUUUGGAAACACGCUAUAGUUGUUGUGAGGGAGUAGUUGGGUCUCCUGGAUGCCAGGUUGCAAAGCUACAUGUUCAUGAUGGAAGAAGGGAAAACAUAGAUGGAUUUGUGAAGACUUUCAUCAAGCCACCUCCACUUGGUGGAAAUCAUGGUGUAUUUGCACUAGACUGUGAGAUGUGCUACACAACACGUGGUCUGGAACUCUCCAGGGUGACGAUAGUUGAUCCUUCUCUUCAAGUUGUCUAUGAUACAGUUGUGAAGCCAGAUAAUGAAGUCAUAGAUUAUAACAAUAGAUUUUCUGGAGUAACAGCAGAAGACAUGGAGAAUACUGGAACGUCAAUUAGGGAUGUGCAGGCAGUAUUGCUAAACUUGUUCAGUGCAGACAGUAUUUUAAUUGGCUAUGGUUUAGAGAGUGAUUUAUUUGCUCUUAAGUUCUUUCACAGUAAUGUCGUGGAUACAUCCGUAGUUUUCCCUCAUCGUCUAGGUUUUCCUCAUAAAAGAGCACUUAGAAAUCUAAUAGCUGAUUAUCUCAGAAGAAUUAUUCAGGAUGAUGUGGGUGGUCAUGAUUCUAGUGAAGAUGCAACUGCUUGUAUGGAAUUAAUGCUUUGGAAAGUGAGAGAGGACAGUAAAGGUAGAAGAUAA